This is a messenger RNA of Doryrhamphus excisus (bluestripe pipefish), 2034 nucleotides long. RefSeq names its product coiled-coil domain containing 92 (gene ccdc92). The record is from RefSeq and is a predicted model, not a curated record. Lineage: Eukaryota; Metazoa; Chordata; Actinopteri; Syngnathiformes; Syngnathidae.
GACAUGAUAGCAACCUGACACAGCCGCCCAGUCGAGCUUUUGGCAGCAUCAGACAUGCUCGACGAGGCGCAGCGUCCUUAAAGUGAGCCGCCUGUGGCUUUUGUCCGUUCCACGACAGCUUUACCGUCUCUCGUCAACUUGUCCACGGCCGUGUUGUUUUUAGCCACAAGCCAUGGCAUCAGCCAACGUUACGCUGGAGAAUCAGCUGCAAAGUGCACAGAAAAACCUACUCUUCCUGCAGCAGGACCACGCCAACACACUGAAGGGGCUGCAUGCAGAGAUUCGCCGAUUACAACAGCAAUGCACAGAUCUGACAUAUGAGCUCACUGCACGAAGCUCUGAUCCUUCAGACAGCGGUGAGGUUCGAUGCAGGGAGCUGCAAAGGAGGUGUGAGGAGCUGGAAGCAGAGCUGAAGAAGAAGGAGGAGGAGAACACAGAGCUGCUUAGGGAUCUGGAGCAGAAGAACGCAAUGAUCUUUGUUCUGGAAAAUACCAUCAAGGAGCGAGAGAAGAAGUACCUGGAGGAGCUGAAGAUGAAGAGCCACAAGCUGGCCGUUUUGUCAGGGGAGUUGGAACAGAGAGCGAGCACCAUCGCUUACCUCACAUCACAGCUACAUGCCACGAAGAAAAAACUGCUGGCAGGCAGCUCCUCAGAGGGAAGCCCAAACGUCAGCCCGGUCACGUCGUUCAAGCCCACGCCUCCUCCACCCAAAGACAGGCAGCCUGAAACCCCACGGCGCCGCAUGAGGAAGAGCCUCUCCCAGCCCCUUCACCCCGAGUUGACAGAGGUGUACCGCCUCGGCCCUGACGGUAAGCGAGUGGUCCUGCGAGACACUGUGGACGCCAUGCCAGACCCGACUCCCUUCCUGCAGGCUGGGAAAGAGUCUCCCGAGCUGCAGGUAGUGCGUGAAAGACCUGCUGUUAUCCCCCCAAUUGCAUCCGAACGCCCCCCGGUGCCUCCUCUGGGAGCGACUGCCAGCCCUCGUCACAGUCCAGCUCGGGACCGCCAGCACAGGGCUCACGUCGGAGUGGCCCACCGCAUCCCCCACGGAACCCCUCCCUUGGCGCCACCCCAGGCAGAGCUGGAGACUCUAGCAGUGGACCAGGUGAACGAAGAAAAGGUUGUGAGAAAGCGUUCCGGAGCCGACAGGACAGUUUAAAACUGUUUCACUUGCACAUGAAUGCACACACGUAUAUACAACAAGGGGCACAAAGCAGCCCGACUCACUGUGUAGCCUGCUUUAUACGCAACACUGCAAUGUGAAAAGAAAAUGACAUCAUUUAUUUCAUCUUCAGGCACAUUUGAAAAAGGACUACUGCGAAGCAUGCCAAAUGUUUCUUAUAAGUGUUGUAUUAUACACACAUUAUACUGUGCUGUGUGGCGCAUUCAACAAAUCCUCAGCCAAAUAUCUGCAUCAGUGCCUGCUAGGUGCAAACACGCACACGCUGUGUAGUGUAGUCAUGGAGAAUAUCUCUACGUAUCGUCUUUUCAACUGACUGUAACGACGCGUCUGCAGCCGCUUUCGGAUGACAUUCCAACUAAUACUUUCUGAAUGUCUUUCAUCCGCCCCGCUUUGCAAUAGCAGUUUAAUAACAUGACAGUACUGUAAGUUGCAUAAUCAAGUUGAAAGAGACAUCCUUUAGCUUUCUUUGCUGAACUGGCAACAGCACAUGUAUUUAUGCUUCAAUUCAAUGCAAGCUGGAGGUCAUCAACACACUUAAGUGUGUGUACAUGCAAGGGUGUCUUUCUGGAGGGAAAGAAGGGAGAUAACAUAGAUGGAAGUUUCAGCAAAACCAUCUCCAUGUUAUUUGGGAUUUAAAAAAAAAGGGCAUUUUUAAAAGCACUGCUCCAAUAAGAUUUUGUGAUAAUAAUUGUACUUUAUAAAGACUACAUUUGUAAGGGAUUGCUUUUUUAAUUUAUUAGCCAAUACAACACCUCAGAUGGUAAUUAUUGUCACUUUAUAUCCUGCUUUUCACGUUAACACUUGUCCUUCAAUAAUCCAUACAAUAAAGCAAUGCUUUUUUUGUUUGCCUA